Molecule: messenger RNA, 2880 nt
Organism: Hypoxylon fragiforme
Lineage: Eukaryota; Fungi; Ascomycota; Sordariomycetes; Xylariales; Hypoxylaceae
Product: CBS and PB1 domain-containing protein
Exons: 3
Coding region: 543-2588 (681 amino acids)
Molecular function (GO): protein binding
Source: RefSeq, a predicted model, not a curated record
GUAGUUACUAGUGCUAUAAAAUAUCCCUUAUCUCGGCUAGAAUUGGCCAGUGUUCGUUAUUCUUACCGGGGGGUCCCGGAGGGGGGAACACCAAACGCCCAAUGUGAUUUCCUAGUCGCCGAGACAACUUCUCAUGACCCAUAAAUUGUUUCCCGAAGGAAUAAGCGCCAAAACAUCCUGACCGAUACUUUAUCUCUUCCCUCCUAUCUCUCACCACUUGAAGGAGGGGGUAACCGGUAAUCAAACAUCAUUCGAUCAUUGAUUUGCUGAUGAUGGUGAUAGUGUUACUGCGCGAAAAAAAAAACUUAGGGAAAAAAACCCAAAUUUGACGUGCCGACUUUCAAACAUCUGACGUGCAGUGCAGUUGGGUUCUAGGCUUUUUUUUUUUCUUUGGGUGAUAUAAUUUUAUUUUUUUCAACUCCUGACCUUCGGUGCAAAUCUUCACCGUUCGCCGGUCAAUAGGUAAAAAUCCCAUCAACGCCACACAACGUAGAAGCGAUCUUCAGCUCCGCACAAAAAGCAUCUGACGCGCAUCGCUCACGAUGUCCAGCACUAUGAGAGGCACCCCCAGCCGUAGUGGGCAGAACAGAGGAGCAGGAGCCAAUCCCUUUGGUCCCAAUAGUCCCGCCAACUCCAACAUCCCCAGGCCUGUCCUGGAUGCUCACGGUCAUGCCCACCAGCCCGCUCCGAGCGAAGCCGCUUCUGGUAUCAGCGCAAGUAGACAGAAGCAGUCUAAACGAGAUGAGGCCAUUCGACGAAAGCUUGAGACCGAUCUCAACAAGAAAAAGCAUCAUGUCUCCGGCGGCGGCCGAACACGACUUUCGCGAAAAGCCCCGCCGGGAACUGUCCUUGCCCUCAAACCGAGCCCUGCCCUUCAGAUCAAGCCGAGUACCACCGUUUCCGAAGCUGCCCAGCUGAUGGCUGCCAAGAGAGAGGAUUGUGUUUUGGUUACGGAUGAAGAUGACCGAAUCGCUGGUAUCUUUACCGCUAAGGAUCUAGCAUUCCGUGUAGUUGGCGCUGGCCAGAAGGCCAACACCGUCACUAUCGCCGAGAUCAUGACCAAGAAUCCCCUUUGUGCCCGCACAGACACUAGCGCAACCGAGGCCCUGGAUCUCAUGGUUCGCAAGGGUUUCAGACAUUUGCCCGUUAUGGACGAGAACCAGGAUAUCUCAGGUAUCCUCGAUAUUACAAAGUGCUUCUACGAUGCGAUGGAGAAGUUAGAACGAGCGUACGCAUCUUCGACAAAGCUCUAUGCCGCUUUGGAAGGCGUACAAUCCGAAUUGGGAACGAGUCAGCCGCAGCAGAUCAUCCAGUAUGUCGAGGCCUUGCGCUCCAAGAUGUCGGGUCCGACCCUAGAAAGCGUCCUGAACGGCAUGCCACCCACAACAGUCAGCGUCCGCACGACGGUAAAGGAGGCCGCAGCUAUGAUGAAGGAAAAUCACACUACCGCCGUGUUAGUUCAGGACCAGGGUCAAAUUACGGGUAUCUUCACGAGCAAGGAUGUGGUUUUACGUGUCAUUGCUCCUGGCUUGGACCCUGCCACCUGCAGUGUUGUUCGUGUCAUGACACCACACCCGGAUUUUGCUCCCAUGGACAUGACUAUCCAGGCUGCUCUGCGAAAGAUGCAUGAUGGCCACUACCUUAAUCUACCUGUGAUGAACGACCAGGGCGAGAUUGUUGGCAUGGUGGAUGUGCUCAAGCUGACUUAUGCGACACUUGAACAGAUCAACACCAUGUCCACGUCAGGUGACAGCGAGGGACCGGCCUGGAACAAGUUUUGGUUGUCGUUGGAUAAUGAGACGGAGUCUAUGGUCUCUGGUGACGGCAGCCACCACCACGGCGGCACUAUGAUAUCUCGCUCCAUGAUGUCUCCGGAUGCGCCCCGUGAGCGCAUCACUGACUCUGUUGCGCCUGGUGACAGCGCUUCGCAUGUGGGCUUUGAGGAAUCGCCAGGCCAUUCGGCCGUGGCGCAUGCCCAUCCUCACGAUAUUCCUUUCGCAUUCAAGUUCAAGGCGCCUAGCGGUCGUGUUCACCGAUUACAAAUUGUGGCUAGCGAUGGCAUCGCGCAAUUUGUUGCCAGUGUGACCGUCAAACUCGGCAGUGAAGUUGAGGCCAUUGGUGGGCCCCCAGACGUGGAAGACGGCACACUGAUCCCUAAUGGCUUCGCCAUGAGCUAUAUGGAUGACGAGGGUGACACGGUCAGCAUCACGACAGACCAGGACCUCCUAGAGGCAAUCUUACUAGCACGACACAAUCAUCGCGAGAAGGUGGAUUUGUUCAUACACGAUCCCGACAAGCCGCCAGUCACUGUCGCGGCGCCUCAUCCCGAUCCUUCUAUGGCUACCCCAGCUGCAAGCUCCCAUCCCUCGGAGAUUCGUCGCAGACGAACUAUAGUGAAUGAUGAAGAGUCUGACAGCGAGGAAGAGGACUUCUCAACCGCGCGCCGUCGUAAGAGGAGCAGUGGCAUCGUAGAGCCGGAACAAGUCAUCGCAGGUGUACCUAAUGAGCUGUUGUUGCCCGGUGCCAUCGUCACUCUGGCGGUCGUGAUUGUGGGUGUCUUUGCCAUCGCAAGGGUAACAAGCCGAUAGGAGGGAUAUUCAGGGGGCUUUUUAGGAGUUAGUGCAUGGCUAUGGGAGUUUCAGCGAGAGCAGAGGGAUGGACUGAAGAUAGAAAAAAUAAGAGGUUGCGAGACGGAAAGUUGUAGAUAGGGUAGUGUUCUGAACCGGAUGAUGCAUAGACUACAGUUGUAAUAACUAAAUUAUGCUAAUUUCGAUUAUUCUCGAGUAGUAUUGAGUUUUUGUUUCCUUUGUCAUUAUUCUAUGUAUAGUCGUACAACAUCCACGGAUACCUUAUGAAUGUAUUCAAUAACCUUCGUCUUAG